AUGACGUCCUCUUACCUAUCCAUGUCUACCGGUCACGGGCCGCCCGGACAGGAGAUGGGAGAAAGCCACCAUGCCGCGUUCGACCGCUUCAAGCCUGCAGCGAAGUUAACUUUGAUGCGCUAUUUCCAGGACCUCCAGAAUGCUGAGAUUCCACCGAGUCCUGUUGCCCCGCGCUACCACACCGGACGCCUUCCCAACAGCAAGGCCGGUGAUGGUAAACCCAGACUGCUGUUAAUGGGUCAGAGACGGAGCGGCAAGUCAUCGAUAUCUAGCGUCGUCUUCCAUAAGCUCCCUCCGAGUGAGACGCUCUACCUCGAGACGACUACCCGUAUCAAGAAGGAGUCGAUGCACUCUUUCAUGGACUUCCAAGUCUGGGACUUCCCCGGCCACCUGGAUUACUUCGAUCCCGCUUUUGACGUGGACAACAUCUUUGACGAGAUCGGUGCCUUGAUAUGGGUCAUCGAUGCACAGGACGAGUAUCUGGAUGCCAUUACCCGCCUGAACACCACCAUCCUCAAUCUGCAGCACUCAUACCCCAACAUCAAUGUUGAGGUUUUCGUCCACAAAGUCGACGGCCUCUCAGAGGACUACAAGAGCGACACGUACCGAGACAUCAUCCAGAGAGUGCAGGACGAACUGUCGGAUGCCGGAUACGAGAACGCGCCUGUCAGCUUCUACCAGACCAGCAUCUACGACCACUCCAUCUUCGAGGCCUUCAGCAAGGUCAUCCAGAAGCUGAUUCCCCAACUCCCCACGCUGGAAUCUCUGCUCAACAGCCUCUGUUCCACUUGCCGCAUCGAGAAGGCGUAUCUGUUCGACGUCCUCAGCAAGAUUUACAUCGCCACGGACACCAGCCCGACGGAUAUCGGCAGCUACGAAAUCUGCUCGGAUUACAUUGAUGUGGUUGUUGAUGUGAGCGAGAUCUACGGAUGGGAUCGUCCGGAUGAGAACGGACACACAGACGGAGACAUCGACGAGACAGGCAACAAUGAUGCAGAGAGCUUGAUUACCAUGGAGAGGAAGGGCAACAACUACCUCUAUCUGCGGGAGAUCAACAAGUAUCUUGCUCUCAUCUGUCUGAUGGGCGAAGACAGCCCAGCAGAGAAGAAGGCUCUGAUUGAUUACAAUGUUGGAGUCUUCCAGGAAGCUCUUGCACAGGUCUUCCCCAGGUAG
Molecule: messenger RNA, 1173 nt
Organism: Lasiodiplodia theobromae
Lineage: Eukaryota; Fungi; Ascomycota; Dothideomycetes; Botryosphaeriales; Botryosphaeriaceae
Product: Gtr1/RagA G protein
Exons: 4
Coding region: 1-1173 (390 amino acids)
Biological process (GO): cellular response to amino acid stimulus; positive regulation of TOR signaling; cellular response to starvation
Cellular component (GO): Gtr1-Gtr2 GTPase complex; nucleus; fungal-type vacuole membrane
Molecular function (GO): GTP binding; GTPase activity
Source: RefSeq, a predicted model, not a curated record